Cheilinus undulatus (humphead wrasse) is the source of this 2163-nucleotide messenger RNA. It is a transcript of the gene trpv6, whose product is annotated as transient receptor potential cation channel, subfamily V, member 6. Gene Ontology annotation, molecular function: protein binding; calcium channel activity. NCBI's taxonomy places the organism in Eukaryota, Metazoa, Chordata, Actinopteri, Labriformes, Labridae. The transcript is spliced from 16 exons. The record is from RefSeq and is a predicted model, not a curated record. Gene Ontology annotation, cellular component: membrane. The coding region runs from base 1 to 2163 and encodes 720 amino acids. Gene Ontology annotation, biological process: calcium ion import across plasma membrane.
AUGUCUCCGUCUCUGGCCAGAUCUGCUCCCAGUGAGCUCAACCACUGGUGGAGCCAGCUGAGGUUUCGCCUUCAGAACAAGAAAGGAUGGAACGAGAUGUUGGAUGAGACGUUUUUGCUCUACACCAAAUAUGUAAAUGACAUUCCUCUCUUCUACGCGGCUAAAAAGAACAGCGUUGGCUGCAUCAAAAAACUUCUCAGUUGUGCCUCCACUAAUAUCUUUGAGAGAGGAGCUCUGGGGGAGACGGCGCUUCAUGUUGCUGUGAUGAACGAUAACCUGGAUGCAGCUGAAGCUCUGAUGGACGGAGCUCCUGAACUCAUCAAUGAGCCCAUGACUUCUGAGCUCUUUCAAGGUGUUACCCCUCUCCACAUCGCUGUGGUGAAUCAGAACAUCAACCUGGUUCAUCGUCUGAUCAGUCGAGGGGGUGACGUAGCCACACCUCGAGUCACUGGUCUGUACUUCAGGAAGAGGAUAGGAGGACUCAUAUACUACGGGGAGCAUGUCCUGUCUUUCGCUGCAUGUGCGGGGAAUGAGGACAUUAUUUCAAUGGUGAUCGAAGCAGGAGCCAGCACCAGAGUCCAGGACUACCGUGGUAACACAGUGCUUCACAUUUUAGUUGUGCAGCCCAACAAGACGAUAGCAUGCCAGGCCAUCGACCUGAUUAUGGCACGUGAUGCAGAGCUGGACCAUUCAGUGCCGCUCGACAUGGUGCCAAACUUCAGAGGCCUCACACCUUUCAAACUGGCUGCUAAAGAGGGAAACAUUGUGGCUUUUCAGCACUUGGUUAAUAAAAGACGCGUAGUGCAGUGGAGUCUAGGCCCUCUGACUUCUAACCUAUACGACUUGACUGAGAUUGACUCGUGGGCUGAUGACAUGUCAGUGCUAGAGCUCAUCGUGGGCAGUCACCAAAGAGAGGCCAGAGGGAUCCUAGAGGUGACCCCAGUGAGGCAGCUGGUCAGUCUGAAAUGGAACUUGUAUGGAAAACAUUACUUCAGGCUGCUCAUGUUACUGUAUCUCCUGUACAUCGGGACCUUCACACUGUGUUGUGCAUAUCGCCCUCUAAAGGACGCUCCGGAGAACUACACGAAGUCUGAUAUGGACAAGACCAUACGAGUCCAGAAAACACUCAAUGAAAGUUACCUGACAUAUGAGGACAACCUGCGGCUGGUGGGUGAGAUCAUCAGUGUCCUGGGUGCUUUACUCAUCCUGCUGCUAGAGAUUCCUGACAUACUGAGAGUUGGGGCAAAACGUUAUUUUGGACAGACAGCUCUAGGAGGCCCCUUCCAUGUUAUCCUCAUUAGCUACGCCUGUUUGGUGGUGCUGCUCUGUGUGUUCAGAACCUGUGGGGUGCAGGGAGAGGCCGUGGUGAUGGCGGUGUGUUUAGUCCUCGGCUGGUGUAACGUUAUGUUCUUCGCCCGUGGUUUUGAGAUGCUCGGCCCUUACGUCAUCAUGAUACAGAAGAUUAUAUUUGGAGACCUGACAAAGUUCAUGUGGCUGAGUUUCAUUGUGCUCAUUGGUUUUUCCACCUCACUGUGGAUGGUAUACAUGACCCAGGAGCCUGAGUCCAUCCCUGCAUACCGCUCAUUCCCCGUGACCCUCUUCUCCCAGUUUGAGCUAAGCGUGGGCCUCAUAGAUUUGCCUGUGGACCACACUAUUGCCACCCCACCAAUCGUCCAUGUGCUGCAUUGUGCCUUUUCUGUUGUCUCCUACAUCCUGCUGUUGAAUCUUCUCAUAGCCAUGAUGAGCGACACACACUGGAGGGUGGCUCAGGAGAGAGAUGAGCUCUGGAGGACUCAGGUGGUGGCCACAACUUUAAUGCUGGAGAGGCGGCUGCCUCGCUGUCUUUGGCCUCGGCUCGGGGUUUGUGGGCUAAACUAUGGCCUGACAGAGCGCUGGUAUUUAAGAGUCGAGGACAGAAACGACCCAAUGUUCCAGAAGAUGCGGCGCUACAUCAAAGCUUUCUCCAAAGAGGACGAAAAGGAGGAAAAGACUGAUGCAACAAAAGGGUCGAUGUCAGGGACCCCCAAACUCAGACCUAAAAACAGAGGGGGUUAUAACAAGAGGAGGUCGCUGACAGGGUGGCAGAUGAUCCGCCACAGUGCUCUUGGUUUGGAGAUGGAGAUGGAAGAGGCAGAGGAAGAUCAGGACAUUAAAUAUGUGUGA